Messenger RNA from Salvia splendens (bonfire salvia), 1546 nucleotides. Its product is annotated as UDP-glucuronate 4-epimerase 1-like. Lineage: Eukaryota; Viridiplantae; Streptophyta; Magnoliopsida; Lamiales; Lamiaceae. The transcript is spliced from 2 exons. The record is from RefSeq and is a predicted model, not a curated record. The coding region runs from base 192 to 1451 and encodes 419 amino acids.
CUUCCCCAUCUCUCCAGAAUUAGCAGAUGUAACCAAAUAUCUCUGCAUCUGUUUCCUCCAUUUCCCAUUUGGCUCUCUCCCUCUCUCUCAGAAUUCAAUUUCCAGAGAGAAGAGAAGAGAGGAGAGGAGAGGAGAGAGACCCCCCUAAUCCUUCAAUCAACCUUGCCAAAUUAUAAUAGGACACGUGCACCAUGCCUUCCAAGUCGUCCAUGGAGGAGCUCUUCCUCCCCUCCACGCCUGGCAAAUUCAAGGACAAAUCGCACCACCGCCAGCAACACCACCGCUCCGCCACCUCCCUCUUCCUGUGGGCCCUCUUCCUCGUCGCCCUCACCGCCGCCUUCCUCAGCUUCCUAUUCAAGGAUAAGUACUUCCGAUCCAACUGGGAGAGCCACGUCCGCUCCUCCGCCCAGAUCCGCCGCCACAACGGCUUCUCCGUCCUCGUCACCGGCGCCGCCGGCUUCGUCGGUUCCCACGUCUCCCUCGCUUUAAAAAAGCGCGGCGACGGCGUGGUCGGCCUUGACAACUUCAACGAUUACUACAAUCCCGAUCUAAAACGCUCCCGCCGAGACCUCCUCACCGCCAACGGCGUCUUCAUCGUGGAAGGCGACCUCAACGACGCGAAACUGCUCGCGAACCUCUUCGAUCUCGUCCAAUUCAGCCACGUCAUGCACCUCGCCGCCCAGGCCGGCGUCAGGUACGCGAUGGAGAAUCCGCACUCGUACAUCCACAGCAACAUCGCCGGCCUCGUCACGCUUCUAGAAGCUUCCAAGUCCGCAAUGCCCCAGCCCUCCGUCGUGUGGGCCAGCUCCAGCUCCGUCUACGGCCUAAACGAGAAAUCCCCCUUUUCCGAGUCCGAUCGCACCGACAAACCGGCGUCUCUCUACGCCGCCACCAAAAAAGCCGGCGAGGAAAUCACACACACCUACAAUCACAUCUACGGCCUCUCAAUCACCGGCCUCCGCUUCUUCACCGUCUACGGCCCCUGGGGCCGCCCCGACAUGGCCUACUUCUCCUUCACCCGCGACAUCCUCGAAGGGAAACCAAUCACGAUCUACCGCGGCAAAAAUCACGCGGAUCUGGCUAGGGAUUUCACCUACAUCGACGACAUUGCGAAGGGGUGCAUCGGAUCGCUGGACACGGCGAAGAAGAGCACGGGAUCGGGGGGGAAGAAGCGGGGGCCGGCGCAGUUCAGGAUCUUCAAUCUCGGCAAUACAUCGCCGGUGACGGUGCCGAUGAUGGUGGGGAUGCUGGAGAAGCAUUUGAAGGUGAAGGCGAAGAAGAAUUUGGUUGAGAUGCCUGGAAACGGCGACGUUCAGUUCACGCACGCGAAUAUAAGCUACGCGCGGAGCGAGUUCGGGUACAACCCGACUACGGAUCUGCAAACGGGUCUUAAGAAGUUCGUGAAAUGGUACAUAUCUUAUUAUGGUUACAAUCACGCCAAGUCUGUAUAGAUGUUUUUAUUUUAGGGAUUUUUUUUGAGAAAUGAGAAAAAUACAUGGGAAAUGGAUACAAACAAAGGUUAAUACAUUAUUUUGUUUUUGAUGAA